Protopterus annectens (West African lungfish) is the source of this 2331-nucleotide messenger RNA. It is a transcript of the gene IDS, whose product is annotated as iduronate 2-sulfatase. NCBI's taxonomy places the organism in Eukaryota, Metazoa, Chordata, Ceratodontiformes, Protopteridae. The record is from RefSeq and is a predicted model, not a curated record. Gene Ontology annotation, molecular function: iduronate-2-sulfatase activity. Bases 356 to 2023 code for a protein of 555 amino acids. The transcript is spliced from 9 exons.
CUAGCUAAGUGAGCGAUUUGUAAGCAAUCAUCUUAGCAAGUUCUUUGUAAAGUCGUCCCUCUCCAAAAGAAGAUCAGUGGUUUAGGUGGCUUCCUAAUUAAUGUCUAGAGCAUGUUAAAUGUAGAAAGUUGAAAUAGUUACCAUGAAUUUAAGAUUAAAAUAGCAUGAUUCAAUCAAAACAAUCGGUUUCCUAUUAGAAGCAAGCAAUGCUUUCUGUCCGCCCCGAGGUGUGUCGUCACUGGGAGGGAUUUGCCGGGGAUUUUCCUCACGUAGAUGCCCCCCAGUGAGUUACGGGGCUUAUAAUGCGGUAGUGUCUAAUGCUGGGUAUGAGUAGAGUCAGUUUCUGUUAGGCGUGAUGACAUUUGUGGAGACCUUGACAGUUUGCUUUGUUGGAGCACUCCUCGGGUUUCGAACCUGCAGCCAUGCCGCAGUUUCACAGACAAAUGAAGGCGCUCCCAUAGGGCGCUCAGUAUCAGGGCAUAUGAAUGUACUGUUUAUUGUCAUUGAUGAUCUACGCACAACUUUAGGAUGUUACGAGGAUCCACUAGUGAAAUCCCCAAAUAUCGAUCAGCUGGCUAGCAGGAGUACACGUUUUCAGAAUGCAUUUGCACAACAAGCCUUGUGUGCUCCCAGCAGGACAUCAUUUCUUACUAGUCGCAGGCCUGACACAACACGUCUUUAUGAUGUGGGAUCUUACUGGAGGAAUCACGCUGGGAAUUAUUCUACACUGCCUCAGUAUUUCAAGAUGAAUGGCUAUACCACAAUGUCUGUAGGGAAAGUUUUCCAUCCAGGAAUUGCAUCAAAUCAUUCUGAUGAUUACCCCUACAGUUGGUCUAUGGUGCCUUACCAUCCGUCUACAGAAGAAUAUGAAAAUCGGAAGACGUGCAAAGGCAAAGACGGUCAGCUGCAUGCCAACUUGGUCUGUCCAGUAAAUGUCACAGAAGUUCCAGAGGGCACCCUACCUGACAUACAGAGCACAGAAGAGGCCAUCCGGCUAUUAAAGUCAGUACAGAAUUCCACAGAACCGUUCUUUUUGGCAGUAGGCUAUCACAAGCCACACAUACCAUUCCGUUACCCUCAGGAAUUCUUAAAACUGUACCCAAUGGAAAAUAUCACCUUGGCCCCUGAUCCCGAUAUUCCAAAAAGACUUCCUUCUGUAGCAUAUAAUCCCUGGACAGACAUUAGGAAAAGGGAAGAUGUGCAAGCACUCAACAUCAGUUUUCCUUAUGGGCCUAUCCCCAAAGAGUUCCAGCUUCUUAUACGACAGAGUUACUUUGCUUCAGUAUCAUACAUGGACAGUCAGGUUGGAAAGGUACUCAGUUCUCUGGAUGCCCUAGGACUGGCUAACAAUACAAUUGUUGUAUUUACAUCUGAUCAUGGUUGGUCACUAGGUGAACAUGGAGAAUGGGCCAAGUACAGCAACUUUGAUGUCGCUACCAAGGUGCCGCUGCUAAUGUAUGUGCCUGGUUUAACCAGUUCAUUUCUUAAGGCUGGUGAACAGAGAUUUCCUUUCAUUGAUCCAUUUCAUCUUCCUCAGCGUCAAAUAAACAGAGGAUUGAAGACUAAUAUCGUUGUUGAACUGGUAGACUUGUUUCCAACCCUCUGUGAGCUUGCAGGAUUGGCAGUCCCACAAGCAUGCCCAGAACCUUCGUUUGAUGUUGAGCUGUGCACACAAGGGAAAAGCAUUGCAAAGUUGCUACAUCCUGAUGCUGCUGUUCAAGAUAAUGAAGCGAUUGCAUAUAGCCAAUACCCCAGACCUGCUGAUCUGCCUCAGGAAAACUCAGACUUGCCAGAACUAGAGGACAUUAAAGUAAUGGGAUACUCCAUUCGUUCAUCUAACUAUAGAUAUACUUUAUGGGUCGCAUUCAAUCCAUCCAACUUUACCUCAGAUUUUCAGAAUGUACAUGGUGGGGAACUUUAUCUUCUACAGUCUGACCCUAGAGAAGACAACAAUUUGUACAGCAACCACACCUUUGCUGACGUAAACAAAACACUUUUUACUAAGUACAUUAAGCGGCCUUGAUUACAGUCAGCAAUAAUUUAUGCUUUUACUGCUACUACUAAAAAUAAUAAUGUAAUGAUAAUUCAGUGCAGGUGCUCUGCACUGUUAUAUGCUGCCAGUCAUUGCUGCAGCCUCUUGUGAUUUUAACAGUUUUGUUCUCCAGGUUACAUGAAGUCCUGCUGAAGCAGUGUGUCUAGAUUUACAAUACCGGAACUACAAAGAAGCUUUAUAAAUGGGUUUUGUAAAACAGAAUUGGAAACAGUUGAGCAUGUUGUUGCUGGCUAUGAUAUACUAAUGGCAGAAGGACUGUAUACUGAAAGAUUAUAAUG